UUGACUCGGCUUGCAUCUUGCUGCAAUCUUGAACGGUAGUGACUGAUGAGUGCGCUGUGUGGACUCCGCUGGCUCUUUCUUUAACGUAAAUAUUCCCGGGGUUGUUUGGUGUUUAUACAGAACAUUUUCUCCAAAGGUGAAGCUUCACACGUUUGUCGAAGAUGUCUGUGGCUGGGCUGAAGAAACAGUUCCACAAAGCCAGUCAGGAAGAAGACAAAAGUAGCAGAAUUGUCUUCAGUGGACAGUGUCUGCUACUCAGUGAAAAGAUCAGUGGAGCAGAGGGGACAAAGCUGGAUGAAGACUUUAUGGAGAUGGAACGGAAAAUUGAAGUGACCAACAAGUCAGUGUUAGACCUCUUGUCCAAAACAACAGAAUACCUCCAGCCUAACCCAGCGUCUCGAGCCAAACUGAACAUGCUGAACACAGUGUCCAAGAUCCGUGGGCAGGUGAAGACCACGGGCUACCCUCAGACGGAAGGCCUGCUGGGAGACUGCAUGCUGCGCUAUGGUCAUGAACUGGGAGAGGACUCUGUCUUUGGUUGUGCUCUGGUGGAUAUGGGUGAGGCAAUGAGGCAGAUGGCGGAUGUGAAGGAUUCCCUGGACAUAAACGUCAAGCAAAACUUUAUUGACCCUCUGCAGAAUCUACAGGACAAGGACCUCAAAGAGAUCACGCACCACCUGAAGAAGCUGGAGGGCCGCCGGUUAGACUUUGACUAUAAGAAGAAACGUCAGGGGAAAAUCCCCGAUGAGGAGAUCCGGCAGGCUGUGGAGAAGUUUGAGGAGAGCAGAGAGCUGGCUGAGAGGAGCAUGUUCAACUUCCUGGAGAACGAUGUAGAACAGGUGAGCCAGCUGUCAGCACUGAUCGAGGCGGCCUUAGAGUACCACCGGCAGUCAUGUGAAAUCCUGGAGGAGCUCAGCAGAAAGCUGCAGAAGAGGGUAUCCGCUACCAGCAGUCGGCCCAAGAGAGAGUUCAAACCGAAGUCCAUAAGGAGCAGCAUUGAGGCCCCAGACAACAGUCAGCACAACGGCCUGUCAUACAGCUCCUCACUCAAAUCCACAGCUGAUCAUAUAGCCUCUGUCCCACUGUCAUGGCCUGAGAACUCCAUUACCAAUGUCAGUAUUCAGCAAUCGGAGGUGUUGGAUCAGCCGUGCUGUCGCGCCCUCUAUGAGUUUGAGCCAGAGAAUGAGGGCGAGCUAGGCUUCAAAGAGGGCGACAUCAUCAUCCUCACUAACCAGAUAGAUGAGAACUGGUACGAGGGCAUGAUUAAUGGUGAAUCUGGCUUCUUCCCCAUCAACUACGUGGAGGUGAUUGUCCCCCUGCCGCAGUGAAGGCCAGCAUUUCCGGCUCUCCACAGAACUCCUCUUGCCACAUCAUAUUCAGCCCUGAGCUCAGCUCAGGCUGGAAAAUACAUGGGGCCAGAUCAGCGUCAAGCUGAAAAAAAUUAUCUUCUCAUCUUAAAACUGAGUCAGGGAGGUAGUUGUUUUGUCCCAAACCAACUUUGGAUCAAAUGUUGCUGAUUUGUUUUCUGCUGAUCUUUAACAAGCUCUAAAGUCAAGUGAAACCCAACCCAUUAAGUGGGACCUCUGUCUUGCUGGACCCUUUGUGUCCUUUGGGUCUGACCAAGGUGUGUCAAGCAGUCAUCAAACUCCGUCAUCCAUCCUGCCAGCCCUUCAGAUGACGCUGCCCCCUUUGUAUCCUGAUAGAGGUUGAUGUCAUUGAAUUGUCUGCCUGUUUUGGUCCUCUCAUGACAAGCUGAGGCUCCUUACCCCAGCUUGAAGUUCACCACUAGAUUGUUAGACCACUACAAGCAAGUGAUAAACUCUUACUUGCAUUAUAGUCAUAUUAGAAACAUUACAUAUAUUUCAGGGCAUUUUCAGUCCUGUUUGAUUGUCACAGUUGUUGUGCAUAUUGUACAGCAUGUCACAGAGUCUGUACUUGCAAGCAGUGUUAAAAUUUUAAUCCCCGGGCGGCGUGUCACAGAAUAAUAACCACCUUUUAUUUGGCCAAGUAUGUUACACACAAGGAAUUUGUUUCCAGUACAGAACCGAGGCAGCCAUCUGCGGUGCCA
This is a messenger RNA of Monopterus albus (swamp eel), 2068 nucleotides long. It is a transcript of the gene sh3gl3a, whose product is annotated as SH3-domain GRB2-like 3a. Gene Ontology annotation, cellular component: cytoplasm; glutamatergic synapse; presynapse. The transcript is spliced from 11 exons. Gene Ontology annotation, molecular function: protein binding. The record is from RefSeq and is a predicted model, not a curated record. Lineage: Eukaryota; Metazoa; Chordata; Actinopteri; Synbranchiformes; Synbranchidae. Bases 162 to 1328 code for a protein of 388 amino acids. Gene Ontology annotation, biological process: synaptic vesicle uncoating.